GUGUUGCAGUGUGCGUCGGACUGAUCAAUGAAAUUUGAGCUACUCAGCUGUUUGUGGUCAUUAGAGAAUGUGUUUAUUGGAUUAACAAACUAAAAUCCUGCAGAUAUGUGUUGAUAAGUUGGUGCUUGAUUAUCAAAGCUAGCCUGUAGUAAUGCAUCUGUAAGAAGCUGCUGGAGUUCCUCUUUUCAUCUGAAUAUUAACAAAGAAUAUGAGUCUGCUCGUUCCUCGGAGGAGAGCAUGAGAGGCGGCUUGCCUGAGACAGAUGUUCCUAAUUCAUGCCGUGCUCGUGUUGGCCUGCUGUGUGGUGACCUCUGAUAACAGAGUGAGUCUGAGCAUGGCUCUUCCUGUAAUGACUUUUUAAUGACUAUCACCAUCAUCUACUCCAGAAAGCUCUCCAAAGAAUGUGGGCUCGAAGCUCCGAGAGGCUCUAAAGCAGCAGGUUGCCAUCAUCCAUGAACGCAUGGAGGCCAAGAAGCUCGCCAAACUGGCUCUGGCUGAAGUCCGAGAGCUCCUAGCCAAAGAGGAGCAGGAGAAGGAGCUCGAGAUGGGGAGGAAGGAGAUGUCAGCCAGGGUGAAGGAGAGGGUGGCUAUGAGGCUGAAGGAGGAGGAGGACAGACUGGAGAAAGAAGAGAUGGAGAGGGCUCUGGAGAAGCUACGAAAAGAAAAAGGAAAAGGGACAGAUGAGGAGGAGGGAGGGGAGAAGAGAAUAAAGAAAGGAGGGGAAAAAGACGAGAAGUCUGAGAAAAAGGAGGAGGGGCAGGGAAAGAAAGAAUGGGAGGAGACAGGCAAAGAGUCUGCUGCUGAAAAGAGAAAGAAGACUAAGGCGGAGAAACCUGACAAAGGAAAAGUAGAGUAGUGCUCAAACCCAGUCACAUGAUGCUUAGUAUCUGCUCAUGGACUGAAGGUUGGAGCCACAAUCAUCACUCACUGCUUCUUCUGCUUAUUCGAGUUGUUUUUCAAUCAGACCGUGUGCUCUGUAGUUUAGUCUGUACUGUUACUGUUAACUUCAUGUACCCAUAGUUCAUCUGUUUGUCUGCAAUAAGGAGAAUCAUGACAUACUGUGUGUUAGCUGGUCCUCUACAGACGAGCAGUGAUCAGAUCACGCAGUGCAGAUACAUGUUUGUAGGUGCUGACAGCCAUUAUUUCACUGUCACAGUCUCUGUAGGUUAGUGUAGAGUUAUAUAGACACUGUGUGUGUGUGUGUGUGUGUGUGUGUGUGUGUGUGUGUGUGUUUGUGUGUGACGUACUGCAAAAUGUAAGUUUCCUCUAAGUUUAGAGACGUUUGUGUGUAACUGUGACAAACAUGUUAUUUUCUUUGGUCAAUAAAGAGUCUGGGUCCUUA
This is a messenger RNA of Oreochromis niloticus (Nile tilapia), 1342 nucleotides long. Its product is annotated as cyclic nucleotide-gated cation channel beta-1. The record is from RefSeq and is a predicted model, not a curated record. NCBI's taxonomy places the organism in Eukaryota, Metazoa, Chordata, Actinopteri, Cichliformes, Cichlidae. The transcript has a single exon. The coding region runs from base 461 to 856 and encodes 131 amino acids.